AUGGUAAAAUUAACAGAAUCAGCAGUUUAUAUUCGAACAAAAUGCUCAAUCGAAAAUGUGAAAAAACUAAAUUUGUGGGGUUGUGGAAUCGAUGACAUUUCAAUUUGCGAAAAAAUGCAAAUGCUCGAAAUUCUUUCGCUUUCAGUAAAUGAUGUCAAAACAUUGAGACCACUGAAAAAUUGCAAAAAUUUGAAAGAAAUUUAUUUGCGAAAAAAUCAAAUCGAAAGUUUUGAUGAGUUGGAAUAUUUGAGAGAUUUGAAGAAUUUGAAAGUUUUGUGGAUUGAUGAAAAUCCAUGUGUAAAAGGAAUUGGAAAUGGAGAAAAUGAUGUGGAAAAUGAGGAGAAAAAACAAGCAGAAUAUCGAAGAAAAGUUGCAAAAAUGUUGCCGCAAUUGGAAAAAUUAGAUGAUAAACGUAAGAUAUUUAGCGAGAAAAAAGUUGUGACGUGGCAAAUCUACAGUAAUUAUUCAAAAAUUCCCAUAUUUUCAGCUAUAACCUCAUCAGAUUUGGCUGAAAAUCCUCUGGAAAAUCUAAUCGAUGAUACAGUUCCUGAAUGUGAUAUGCAUACAUCAAUGUAUUCAACAAGAUCAACAAAAGCAUCACAAAGUGAAGAUUUGAUGACUAGAAGUUUAUAUGGUUGGUUUUUGAUCAAUUUUUCCGUGAUUUCAAAUUAUUUUAGGCUUGGAAAAUAGUGUAAAUUAAUAAUUUUAAUGAAAAAAAAGAUAAAAAAUUCACUGUUUCAGAAUUGUUAUACGUUUUCGGUGAUUUAUUUGCUUUUUGGUCACAAAGUGUUUUCAGUUCAUCCAAAAAUCUUCAAAAAAUUCUAUAAUUCCAAAUAAGUUUUGAGAAUAGUCCGAAUUUCCGAAAAAAAAAUUAUCAAAAAUUCACUGUUUCAGAAUUUUCAUAUAUUUUCCUAGAUAUUUUGUUUUUCGAUGGCUUAAUGGGUUUCGAGAAAAAAUAAUUCUGUCUCAAAAAAAUCAAAGAUUCAUCCGAUUCAGAAAUUCCUCAAAAAGUUCCUUUAAUUUCAAUUUUUCUCAGUUCCCUCAACUUCUAUUCCCACUCGAAUUCUUCCAUCUCAAUUUUUGCAUUUCGGCGACACUUCGGAUGAGGAAAAACCGAAAUCAAUAAAUCGAUCGAUAUCUGUCGAAGUGGCUGGAAUUCCAAUGACUGAGGUAUGUCACGUGGAUUUUGGGACUCACAAUUUAUUAUUAUUAUUAUUCCAGGAAACCCAUACAGUUUAUUUGAAUAAUCCAUCUUCAAAUACUCCAAUUCUUCAAAUGUCUCAAUCAAUGUAUUCUCGACCGUUUUUCGAAGAAGGAGAACCACAAAGUUCGGAAGCCGAUGAUGAAUGGAAUGAUUUUAGUUUUGAAGAAGAUCGACAAUUUCCCCCGCCUCCAUCAAGAAUGCAUCAAAGUAUGUAUUGUGAAAAUCAAGGAGUUGAUCAUUUUGGACCAUUAAUUGGGCAAAAGGGAAGACCGGGAUAUGGAAGAAGUAUUAGUAUGCCGAGAAGACGAACACAACAAUCACAAUCGAGAGGAAGUUCGAUGAGUCCAGCAAGGGUAAGAAAUUUGGGAAUGUGGAUAGGAUUACUGUGAAAUUGGUGAUCCACGUGUCAAAUGUUAUGGGGUGAUUCAGGUCGAAAAAACAAUUUAAAAAAAAACGUUUUUUACAAAAAAAUUCGAUUCAGCAAAUGUCAAAAAACUAUAUUUUUUUCCACACAAAAAUGAGAUAUCUCGCAGCGAAAAUGUUUCAAUGAAAAAAAAAUGUCAAAAAAUAGGAAAAAAAUAUAGUUUUUGGGCAUUUGCUGAAUCGAAUUUUUUUGUAAAAAAACGUUGUUUUUUAGUUUUUUUUUCGACCUGAAUCACCCCAUUACGAAAUUUUGAGGAAUCUGGUACUUUUUUUGAUGCCAAAAAAAUUAUUUUGAAAAUAUUACACGUGGAUUUUCCCGCCAAAGACUUGAAUUUCAAAAAUUGUUACUUCUAACUGGAAAUCCACGUGUUUAAAAUUUUUUAAUUCCAAAUUCUCCGCCGAAAAUCCACGUAUCACCCUCAAAUUUUCAGGAGCACCGUCUUUCAAAAAUCAUGUCAGCAGUUUCAGUUUUACUUGAUGAAUUGGAUGCGGAUAGUCUUCGACAUGUUGUAGAUGAAGCUCAGCGGAGAAUCAAAAAACAACGAUAA
Molecule: messenger RNA, 2175 nt
Organism: Caenorhabditis angaria
Lineage: Eukaryota; Metazoa; Nematoda; Chromadorea; Rhabditida; Rhabditidae
Source: the annotation of a GenBank genome assembly